AUGUCAAGCCUCACGCACACCCUGCACCUUGGCCUCCUUCUGUACUCUCUCGUCUGGCUCCGCCACUUCUGGAUCGUGGCGAAGCGGUGGCGUCUGUGGCAAGAUACCCGCCGAGCGCUCUCCGAGACCUUCGCUUGGGAGGCUCAGGCAGUCUUUUUACGGCGGCGCAAGCGAGAGCGGAUUGGAAUCGCCGUCGAGUUCUGCCAGCUAGUCGCGAUGACCAUCUCGGAGGACAGUAUCGCCCGGUGCGUCAGGAUGCUAGCCGUAUUUGGGAGUGACGUCGAGCCAGUGGUGGUUGGCCUGUUCCGAUCUCUGCAGACGUCGCUGCAGUCGCACGAGUGGUUUCUAGGUUGGUGGUGCGCUCUGGUCGCAGUCUACAUCGCCGCGGGCUGCCUCGCCGCACUCCGUGCCUUGAAGAUUCGGCUGCCGCGCCUCCUCCGAAGGCACACCUCUGAGCACUCUGGCACGAUCCUGCUGGAGUGGGGUCUUAUCCCGGUCCUCGAGGCGUGCUUUCAAAUGCUAGCGUGCGACAGCCAAAGGCUACAGGACGACGAAGAGAUCGUGUGCUUCAGUGGCAAACACGCUUUCCUCUACCUGCCGAUCUCGCUGUGCCUGCUCGUCACGUUGAUACCCCUCGGGCUCCGCCACGCGGCUGCCAAGGGGGACCAGUCGCCGGAGCUCUACUAUCUGCCGAGGUUCGAGGUGGUCGACUGUUUUGCGCGCAUCGCCGUCUCGGCGUUGUACGCGCUGCUGGCCCAGCCGCGCCCACGGGCCUUCCUCGUCCUCACGAUAGCGGUCAUCGUUUCGCUGCUGGCCGCAUGCUACUACCUCCAGCCCUGCCUCGGCAAGGCGCGGAACUACGAGUUCAACCACGCGCGCACGGCAUGCUACGCUGGCGUGUGCUGGGCCGCACUCGUCGCCUUGCUCCAAGAAGGCAACCGGCCCGGCGUCUUUGAGGCGGGGCUGCUUGCGCUGUGCGUUGGGCUGCCCGCCGUCAUGUGCGUGGGGUGGCGGCUGAGCCAGCGCCGAGGGGCGAGGAUGCCAGCCUCGCACUGGGCCACCAGCGCCAGCCGCGGCGGCAGCGCAGUGGGCCCCCCGCAGCGGAGCGGCCAGCGCGGGAGCCACGGGGGCGUGAGAGUGAGCGCCGGGCUUAGCGGCAAGACUGAGAGCCCUGCCGUGCGAAGGAGCGUGGUGCUGGAUGUGCUCUCGAGAUGGAGCGCGGGGGGCGGGCGGAGGCGGACAAAGUCAAGCGGGACUGCCGGGCAGGGCCCGUGGGCGAGACUGCGCUAG
This is a messenger RNA of Emiliania huxleyi CCMP1516, 1290 nucleotides long. RefSeq lists its product as hypothetical. The coding region runs from base 1 to 1290 and encodes 429 amino acids. Lineage: Eukaryota; Haptophyta; Isochrysidales; Noelaerhabdaceae. The record is from RefSeq and is a predicted model, not a curated record. The transcript has a single exon.